CAUUCCAAAGAAAGAAAAUUUAUUUCCAGACGGCGAGGUCACUAUGUGGCUUUAAACAACGGGCAGAAUUUCAACAGUGUACGAAGAUAGGGAAGGAAGAGUAUUCCUAAGGAGAAAGAGCCAGGAGCAAUCUUUAGAAGAUCGAAACAACACAAACAUUAGACAGUACAACUGCCUCAAAGUGCUGGGAAUUGCAGGAUGACAGACGCUUCUGAAGCUGUUCCAAAUUUUGAAGAGAUGUUCGCCAGUAGAUUCACAGAAGAUGACCAAGAAUACCAGGAAUACCUGAAGCGCCCUCCUGAGUCCCCUCCGAUCGUCGAGGAGUGGACUAGCAGAGCCGCUGGGAACCAGAGAAAUAGAGGCAAUCGGUUGCAAGAUAACAGACAGUUUAGAGGUAGGGAUAGCAGACGGGGGUGGCCCAGUGACAAUCGAUCAAAUCAGUGGCAUGGACGAUCCUGGGGUAACAAUUACCCGCAGCACAGACAAGAACCUUACUACCCCCACCAGUACGGACACUAUGGUUACAACCAACGGCCUCCCUAUGGUUACUACUGAUGGAAACGGCAGCAGCUUUUAGUAAAACCAUUACUCUGUUAACAUGACAAAAGUUUGUAUCUUCUGUUGGUCAUAGUUUUACGUUUGAUUUCAGAGACUGGAUUAUUAACUUUUUGGCACUUCUGACUUUUUUUUUUUUUUAAAUGAGAUCUUACCAGAGACAUUAUGGUUGCUGGGAAUAAGUAUGCCUCUAAAAAGGUUGUGGAUUUAUUACCUGACUUCUACCUCAGAUUUCUUCUUUGUUUCAUGACUUAACAGUCUUUGAACUUGCUGUGUGUUUUCUUUGUUUGACCUCUAGGAGUUCUGUCUUUGUUUUACACAGAAAUAAAAAUUUUAAAGUAGAAAA
Messenger RNA from Felis catus (domestic cat), 901 nucleotides. RefSeq names its product RNA guanine-7 methyltransferase activating subunit (gene RAMAC). The record is from RefSeq and is a predicted model, not a curated record. Gene Ontology annotation, molecular function: RNA binding. NCBI's taxonomy places the organism in Eukaryota, Metazoa, Chordata, Mammalia, Carnivora, Felidae. Bases 199 to 555 code for a protein of 118 amino acids. The transcript is spliced from 4 exons. Gene Ontology annotation, biological process: RNA 5'-cap (guanine-N7)-methylation.